This is a messenger RNA of Poeciliopsis prolifica (blackstripe livebearer), 8245 nucleotides long. It is a transcript of the gene cep290, whose product is annotated as centrosomal protein 290. Gene Ontology annotation, biological process: kidney development; camera-type eye development. Bases 93 to 8129 code for a protein of 2678 amino acids. Lineage: Eukaryota; Metazoa; Chordata; Actinopteri; Cyprinodontiformes; Poeciliidae. The record is from RefSeq and is a predicted model, not a curated record. The transcript is spliced from 55 exons.
GUCUGUUUUAUUUUUAAGUAGCUGUUGUGUGAGCCGUAACCUAGCAGCAGCAGCAGCAGCCAGAACUUGACGACAUGGACCUUUCAGGAUAAAUGUUUGCUGCUACUCUACCUGUGUACCUCAGAAUGCCGCCGACUGGUCUCAUAUGGGAUAAAGUGUCGAAAAUUGAUCCAAAGACUCUUGAUGAAUGUGAAAAAGACGAACUGGAUGAAGUCUUCCACAUUUUUGUUGCGACAAAAGAGUGGGACGUGAAGGAUAAAGCCAAGGAGAACAUUAUACGUGUCCUCCAAGUGGGUCAGGCCCUGCUAAAGAUGAAAGAGCGUGAGGUUAAGCUCCAUGAAAGCUUCAUCGACGAUAUCGGUGUACAACACGUCAAAACCGAAAAUGAGCUUCGUGCAAAAGUGUCCAGGCUGGAACAAGAGCACAAGCAGCUCGGCACUGGGCCAGAUAGCCGCUUUCUUAGGGAUGAGAUUCGGCAGCUCGAGGCCCAGCUGGAGCAAUGGGAGAAGGAAUUGACCCAGUUAAGAAAAGACAUGGGCAAGGAGAAGAAAACCAAUGAAGAGCUGAUUGUGCGACUGGAGGAGGCUGAGGAUCAAGUGAAAAAGUUAAAAACAGAGUUAAAAAAAUCUAAGAAGAAGAAUGUGCAGCUCCAGCAGGACGUGGAGUUCUACCGUGGAGAGCUGGAGCAGAAGGAGCCGCUCACCUCCCGAGACGAUGGCGCCGAGACUCAGAGGAAGCUCAGCCUGGCCAACCGCCAGCUCUACCAGUGCCUGGAUGACCUGCAGAGAGCAGAGGAUGAAAAUGCACACCUGAAGACACAGAACGAGCAGCUGCAGAGAAGCCUGGAGGAGUCUGUGAAAGAGAUGGAGAAGAUGACAGAUGAGUACAACAAGAUGAAGAUCGUUGUGCAGCAGACUGACUCAAUUAUGGACCAGCUCAGGAAAGAAAGGGAUCACACGAAGCUUCAAGUUAGAGAGCUGACAGAAAAGAUUCAAAGCAUGACUGAAGAGAAUGACCCAAUCAUGGCCGCUGUCAAUGCCAAAGUAGAGGAGUGGAAGAAAGUGCUGUCUGGGAAAGAUGAGGAAAUUUUGGUGUACCAGCAGAUGAUCCGUGAACUGAGAGAAAAGCUGCGCUCUGCCCAGCUGGACUUGGACAAAAGCAACAUAAUUGCCCUGCAGCAGGUCAUAUACGAACUCUGUGGUGCCGUCCAGGAGCGAGAUAAUCAGAUUAAGAUGCUGAGUGAGCAGGUGGAGCAGUACACAGGAGAGAUGGAAAAGCACGCUCAGCUCAUAGAGGAGCUGAAGAUGUCCACAAACAAAGACAGAGUUUCUGUCUCAGGUGCUCCUUCGACGUUACAGCAGAAGAAGAUGGAGGAGCUGCAGUCCAAAUUGAAAGUCAUGGAGGCCAGAGCGAUGGAAGCAGAGCAGGCCUUCAGACAGGCAGAAUUGCAUGCUGAGGAGAAAGACAAAGCCUUUAUUGAGGCAUCAAAUCGCCUCAGCCAGUACGAGUCUGGCACUUACGGCCUGGAAGCAGCCAUUGCCGAGAUCAAAGAGUGUAACAAUCAAAUCAGAAUGAGAGAUCGUGAGGCAGAGGCCAUGACCAAAGAGAUCAACCAGCUGGAGCUGAGAAUCAAUGACCUCAUGGAUGAAAACGAGGAGCUCCGGGAAAAACUAGGUCUGGAGCCGAAGCAGGAAGUGGAUCUGACAGAAUUCAGGCGCACCAGGGAUCUCAGGCAGCGCCAGUACAAAGCCGAAAACCAAGUUCUUGCCAAAGAGAUUGAGCGACUGGAAGAAGAGCGGCUGGAGCUAAAGAAACAAAUCAGGCGCAUAGUGAAAGAAAAAGCUGUGCCUACUGGAAUCCCCCAGUCAAUUGAUCAGCUGGAGGAAGAUGUCUGGUCCAGCAGAAAAAAAGAGACACAAGAAAGAAUUUACACUGAUGACGAGCUCAGACGAAAGAAUGAAUACCUAGAGAAAGAACUGAGCAGCAAGAAAAGGGAGCUGGAACUUCACAAGUCUGAUUUUCAGGCUCAACUGGCAGACCUGUCCAAAGCAAAGAGAGACUUGGAGGCUACGCUGAAAGAUGUUCUCCAGGCCAUGAGGACUAGUCAACAGACCGGUUCUGAUUCUGCUAGCAGUAUGAAAAGCUUGUCUAAUGCUUUACAUGUGAGCAGCCUUGGUGGGCAACCUGAGACUGACCUCAACUCUCAAAUCCAUCAGCUGGUGGGCCGAAACGAAGAGCUGAGGCAGGAACUGAAAUUGGCUCGAGAGGAGGCGAGCAGCAGCUUCAGUGACCUCGUCAGAGCCAAAGAGAAGGUGAGCCAUCUCCAAACUGAGCUGGAACAGCUCAGGCAGUCAGGCAGAGGUGGAGUUCUCCCUCGACCUCUGACCCUCCCCGAAGGCCUGGGCCCCAGCAGCACCGAGGUCAUUAGCUCCUUGAACGAGUACGCUGUUCGACUGCUUCAGGAGCUGAAAAACAGGGAGGAAAAAAGCAGGAAACUUUUAGAAACCCUGGAAGAAUACAAAGAGAAGUUUUCUGUCAUAAGCCAUCAACAAGGACUCCUCUAUAAGGAAUAUUUAAGUGAAAAGGCAGAGUGGCAAAAAGAGAAGGAGACAUUCACAGACACAAAGAACAAGCUGGAUGAGCAAAAGCAGGUGGACGAUGUGAAAAUUCAGCAGUUCAACGAGCUGCUGGACACACUUCACAGAGACCCCGAGGAAAUCAGGAGGCAGCUGAGCGAGGCAUUCCGCAAGCUGACCAUGCUGAGGGUCAACGAGAAAAAACUGACGCGCCGCUACUCCACUCUGCUGGAACGGGAGCAGCUCCUCCGCAAGGAAAAUGGCAAGCUGAGGGACGAGAGCAGCCGCAUGCAGGCCUCUGUCCUCCAGAGGAUGGGCUACCUGCAGAGGUACAAGGAAAUGGCAGCCUAUAAGAUAACAGCCCUGCAGAAGGCCUUGGAUGACAGCGUGCCUGCAUCAGAACUUGAGAGAGCCAAUAAGCAGUACACCGAGCUAACAGUCAAAUACAGAGAUGCGCUCCAGAAGGACAGCCUACUUGUACAGAAAACAUCCAGCCUCCAACAUUUAGAGAGCGAAAAUGAGUCUCUACAGGAACAAAUCUCUGCCGUCAAUAAGGAGCUGGAGAUCACGAAGGAGAAACUCAACACGUUGGAGCAAGCAUGGGAGACCGUUGGUUCAGUCGGCUCUGAAACUGGCCUGGUCAAAGGAGACAGGGCAUCGAUCAACAACGAGGCGAUAUCCGCUGCAAGAAGGAUCACAGCUUUAGAGAUGAAGGAGCUGAACGAGAGGCAGAGGGCCGAGCAUGCCCACAGAAUGUAUGAACACAUGAGGAAUUCCCUGAGACAAGUGGAGGAGCGCAACACAGAGCUGGAAUCUAAGUUCUCAGAGCUGACCAAGAUGAAUGUGGAGGCCCAGCGGAUCGAGCGUGAGCUAAGAGAUGAGCUGGCGGGCGCCAGCAGCAAAGCCGCCAGCGACGCCGACAAGGCCAGGAUCACAGAGCUGGAGAAGGCUGAGGCCGAGCUGCGCCUCGAGGUCUCCAAGUUGCAAGAAGUCUCAGAUGUGGCUUUGUCUCAGGUCUCCGCUCUGCAGGCCAGACACCAAUCCAAAGACAAUGAAGUCGAGGCUUUAAGGAGACAAAUACUGGAUUACCAGUCUCAGUCGGAUGAGAAGGCUCUGAUAGCAAAGCUCCAUCAACACAUGGUAGCGCUGCAGCUCAGUGAGUCGGCGGCUCUGGGGAAGCUGGAGGCCGCCGCCUCUCACAUACAACGACUGGAGGCCAACAUGCUGCGCGCCGAGCAGCGGCUGGAUGCCAGCGAGCGAGCGCUCUUCCUCGCACGGCAGGAGGGCCGCCACCGUGCCACACACCUCCGCCAGACCGUCCAGGCGCUCCGCAGGCAGUUCGCCGGGGCGCUGCCCCUCCGGCAGCAGGAGAAGUUCUCCCUUGCCAUGCUGAAGCUCCAAGAGGACCAAGCCAAAGCCCAGGAGGAGAGGAGGGCAGCUGAGAAGGAGAGGCGGAGGGCAGAGGGAAAAGCCCAGGAGCUGGAGGUGAGACUGCAAGGCCUGGAGGAGCUCAUCUCUACCCUGAAGGAUGUGAAGGGGGCCCACAAGGUAAUGGAGUGGCACAAGAGGAUGGAGGAGGCCCGCCUCCAGGAGCUGAGGAAAGGGAGGGAGCUGGUGGUCCAGAAGGAAGAGAUCAGUUACCUGAAGAAGCUGGUGGAGGAGCAGGACCGCACGGUCCGCUCGCUAGAGGAGGACAUCGUCCAGCUCAACUCUCUUCAGGAAGAGCGUCAGCUGGCGUGGGACCAGCGGGAGGUGGAGCUGGAGCGCCAGCUGGACCGCUACGAGCAGCAGCACACCGAGAUUCUCAACAGCGCUGAGAAGGUUGAGGAAGAGGAAGGGCCGCUCCCAGACCCAGCGCUGCCUCUGGCUCAUCAGUUAGAGUUUGCUUUGAGUAAAAUCAAAGAGCAGGUUCGCACAAUCUUGGAGCUUCAGGGAGCAUGCAAAAGUUUGGACAAGAAACUGAAAGAGAGCGAAGUAGCUCUGUUAAAAACAGAGCAGAACGUUGUGUCGAGGGACAAGGUGAUCAACGAGCUGCGUCUCCGGCUCCCGGCAGCGGCCGACCGCGAGCGUUUGCUUGCUGACCUCAGAAAGAAUGAAGAGGACCAGCCAAGCGGUCAGGCUGCCCUCAAGCUGGCGCACCAGACCAUCAAAGAUCUCCAAAGUCGACUCGACAAGAAGGAAGAUGUGCUGAAGAAAUACCAAAACCAGAUGUCUCAGGCCAGACAGGAUCAAGAGGAGAUGAUAAAAAGGCAUCAGGAAGAGUUGAGAAUAUUACAUCAGAAGCUGGAUUUGCACACAGACACCUCUCUGGAUCAGUUCAAACAGACAGCAAUGGAGUUGAUGAAGAAGCCCGCUAUCAGAGUGCCAACACCUAAACACCUGGAGCGCCUGGCUGAGUUGGAGCAGACGGUGGCUGAGCAGGAUGCAUCACUCAGCUCUGUCACAGAGAAGCUGAAGCUGACCGCAGUCGAGCUGGAGCAACACCGGAUCAACAUGGAGAUGCAGGCUAAGAAACAUGCUGAGGAGAUGGCAAAGCUGGAGGAGAACUACAUUGCCCAGGUGAAGGCUCUGAGCGGGGAGGUAGAGGACAGGAGCAGCCAACUGGCUCAGAUGGAGAAGGAAAUGAGCUUCCUGCGCUCAGAGCUGGAAGCACAGAAAGAGGCCAACGUUCGGUCCCCGAGCAACACCAUGAAAAACCUGGUGGAACGCCUCAAAGCACAGCUCACUCAGAAGGAAAAACAGCUCAAGGCUCUCAGUAAGGCGCUGUUGGAGCUGAGGGCGGAGAUGACGUCAGCUGCAGAGCAGCAAGUCAUAGCUAACGCUGCCCAGAAAGAGCAGAGUCUCAAUGUUCAGAUGAUGGUGGACAAACACACCAAAGACCUGAAGGCACGGGUACAGGAACUGAACGAAGAACUUCAAGCUGCAAAGGAGUCGGCCAAAGCAGCCAGGAGCAGAGAGAACGUUCUGAAAGAGGAGGUUGAAGGACUAAACCAAGACUUCCAGAAAUAUCAAAGAACUCAGAGACGACUGCAGGCCGAAAAAGCAGAGCAAGAGCAAGAAGUGGUGGAGCUCAAGCAGCAAGUACAGAGGCUCACCAGCGCCAUGCAGAAUCAGACAGAGGCAGACGGCAAAGGAGCCAUCAUAGAGAAUCUGCAGAAGAAGAUCAGGAGGCUGGAGUCAGACCUGGAGAAAAGGAACGACGUAAAAAAUAUCAAAGAUGAUCAUGGAAAGACCAAAGAUGAAAUUGUGCGGUGGGAGGAGAGCAAAAGAUGGCAGGCUAGAAUGGAAAAGGUGAAGAAUUCCCUGAAGGAGAAGGAACGAGAUAACGAAUCGUUGUCGAAGCAACUCAGCACUCUUAAAGAUCUUUAUGGCAGAUUGGAGCAGGAGAAGACUGCGCUGCAGAAAAAACUAAAAGCUCGAGGUGUGACCGCCGACCAGGUGGUGGGGGUACGAGCCAAUGACAUGGAAAGGCAGAUAGAGGAGUUGAAGAAGAAGAAUUCUGAGCUGGAAACCCAGAUUGUAACCAUAAAACAGCAGCAGGCCUUGCCUCGUGACGAUGCCAUGGAGAACCUUAUGUCAAAGAACCAACUUCUAGAGGAGAGACUCCAUUCCUUAGAGAGGCAGAUAUCGAAGGAACCCCCUUCCAGACCCUCGGGGAGAGACUUCUCCUCCCGGGCGUUUAGCGGGAUUUGUUCGCUCACGUUUGAUGUUGAGGACGAAGUGUCGUGCUCUCAGCUUCCCCAAACUCCCGACCCCGUAGGAGGCGCCCUCGGCCAACAGGGGGGGCUCAUACAGAACCAGGCAUGGGGAGGAGAGGACCUGGAUGUGGAUCGCCUCGAAGAUGAAAGGCAAACACCAGCAGUUGUUGGAGAAAUUGAAGAAAGCAUCCCGAUUGGAUGUGACGUUACGGAGCCUGUGGAACAGGAAGAACUCCCCGACACAAAAGGGAAUGGCGCCGAUGAUCGCUCAAAAAGGACGGAAUCCAUCUCGCCUCCGUCUGCAACGCUGGCAGCGACGGGCGGUGGAACAAGCGAAAGUAGGAAGAAACCGGGCGAUCCUGACCCAGACGGUGAAGGCAUGGUUCCUGAUGAUGAUGAUGUCGGAGUUAUCCCGGAGGUGUCCCAGAAUGCCAAAGAAAAGGUGGAAGAAAAAGAAGAUGUGACAACAAGAACGGAUGUGGAGGAAGAUGAACAGGAUUCUUUGUCAGCUGAUCCUGAUGUUGAUUCUAGUAUCACUCUGAGUAAACGCUGGGAGAGAAUAGUCCACGCAAAAAGGGGCAAACAAACACAAAAACAGGAAUUUGUGAAAUAUCAGAAGACUUCGGGACGCGGGACCGGGACUCCAUCACAGAGAGAUCAGGACAUCUCAAAGGAAAACCUCAAGCUGGCCUCAGAGAACUUGGAGCUGCGCCUCCAGCUGGAGCAGGCCAACCAAGACUUACCCAGGCUGAAGAAUCAGGUCACAGACCUAAAGGAGAUGUGUACGGCUCUGAAACAGGAGAGAGCGGAGGCCGAGAAGAAGCUGGCGCACCUACGGGGAGGUGGUUACAGUGGUAAAACGGUCCCUGAGCUGGAGAAGACCAUUGGUCUAAUGAAGAAGGUGGUGGAGAGGGUGCAGAGGGAGAACGAGGCGCUGAAGAAAUCCAGCGGCCCUGUAGAGCAAGACAGAGUUGCCGCUUUGGAGAAGGAAAACGAAAAGCUGAAGGCUGACUAUGAGAAGCUGAAACAUCGAAGCGAAGCUGAGCUGAGUGCAAAACUGGAAUCCAAAACCAAAGGACUGGAGAGGAUCGUGGUGGAGAACGAGCGCCUCCGCAGAGAGAUCAAAAGGGAAGUGGAGGCGGCGGAGAGGCUGAGAGUGAGCAGGACGAGUCUGGAGGCGUCCAAUGAGAAGCUGGAGUGUGAGCUGGAGGAAACCAGGCAGAGGUUGCGAGCGGCUCUGUCCAAAGCGGCCGCUGCGGGCCCCGAAGGCAAAGCUUCCAGGGCCACUGUUGUUGCCAGGAUGUUUGAGAACAAGAUGAAGGAGUUGGAGGAGCAGCUCUCCCAGAAGACCUCCAGCAUGUCGGAGCUCAAGCAGCAGCUCAAAGAGGCCAAAGGGCGCGAGGAGCGAGCCGAGACGCGGGCAAGGCAGCUCCAAGAUCAGGUUGACUUGUUGCAAAAGUUUCCAGCAGCUCCAAAGACUAAUGUGGGGAGCUCCAAGGAUCUCCAAGCUGUCAGACUGGAGAGCGCUGAGCCAGAGAGGACAACCAUGGAGCCGAAACAGAAGCCGAGUGACGACCCGGAGCAGGAUGCUGGAGUUUCUCCAGAACCUGGUCUUGGGAACCUGAAAAGGCUCCUACAAGCAGCCGAAAGCCAGAAAUCUAAACUCCAAGAAGAGGUGAGAAAGCUCAGGAAGGAGCUGGGAAACUUCGACCCGAACUUUUUCGAAGAGCUGGAGGAUUUGAAAUACAACUACAACCUGGAGGUGAAGAAGAACAUCCUGCUGGAGGAGCAGCUAAAGAAGGUGUGCGAUCGGUUUGGCGUGACGGCUGAAAUGCCCAGCGUGUCCAUCAGCUAACGCAAGGUUGUCCAGACUUUUUAACGACAAGUUUUCUACUGUUCUAAUUAUGUUCUUUUUUUGUUACUGUCAGUCAGCAGAAACAACCAAGCACCACCUUUUUUUUUUUUUUUUUU